GGGUUGUAGCAUCCUGGUCAUUUCAGUUCUUGCUGCCUUUAUCAGCAGCAUAUAGAACAAUUUGUCAAAAGGUGAUUUUCGCGUUUUCUGUAAUUUAUUCACCAUUGUAUUGAACAGAAAACAGACGAAGUCUAUAGUAGCUUCGUCAGCAUGACAGAUCGUAGAAGUUCAAAUUUGACGUACAGGCAUACCGAUAUUCUUAAUGUCAGCAUUUUCAUAGCCAUUGCAACAUUACGGGUUCGGAUUGUAAUAAAAUUUACCAUUAGAGUGCAGCACCUAAUCGACCGUGGUAUUUAUGAUUUGUGUUUAUGGCGUUUAGGAAGUAAGAGUUACGUGAAAUUGAAGAUGGAUAAAGCAAGAACGUUUGUGAUACCUGAUAAAGUUUGUCGGCGUGCUGGUUUAUCAGCUGUUUGGUUUCCCAGCAAUAAAUUAGCUGCACAUGCUUACCGUCAUGUUACUGCUCACUCACAAGACAAGUAUAGUGAGUUUGCACCAUGUGAAGCUAUGGUUCAUCUUGUAAGAUUUGAUGUGAUGCUGUUUGAUCCAAUUGCUCGCAAACUUAUUAAUGAGUCCAAUGGAACAUUUCUGGCAGGGCAGAAGUUGGUAGCACAAGCAGGUGGAACUGAUAUUAGGGGUGAACUGCUGAAACUUAGCCGACAGUACAGGUCCAUUGUUCGAGCUUGCUUGGAGAAUUUGCAGUCAGAAGCUUCAAAGAUUGAGUCCUCCCGUAAAGAAGUAUGUUUAGAGUUGGUGGUAAUCUUCUACAAUGUUGAAUUCUUGUGGCAUUUGUGUGAAAUUCUUUAUGUAGAUGUCAUUCCAGGUGAUGUUGUUCUUCCACAGAUAAUGGAAUGGAUAAAAUUUCACUUUUUCCACUAUGAACGCCAAGCAAAAGGCAUUUUAAGUGGUGAAUAUGGUUCCUCAGUGCUGGAUAAUGGAGCAGAGAAUGAACCAGAAUAUUGGAAUACUAUAAUUGGUCUUGUUCUUCAGGGCAGACUAGAUGGUGCAAGAGCACUAUUAAAACUGCACUCUGCAUCACCUAGUGAGCCAUUUAAGUCAGUGGAUUAUGUUAUGAGGACCAUGCCUCAAUAUAGUGUGUUUGGAGGUUUAUCACUGACAGAAUUCAACAUGAGAUGGAAAGGCUGGCAGAAUGAAACUGCAUGUAAACUUCGUGCUGGAACAUUUGCAUCCAGGAAAGAACUGGAGCUUAUAAUGAAACUGAUGGUAGGUGAUGAAGAAGCAUUUCUGGAAGUGAAAGAUCAGUGUGGAACAUGGUAUCAGUUCAUGGCAUCAUGGUUAUUGUAUACAGAACCAACUGUGAAAUCAUUUGACCUCAGUUAUCAUGCUCACCAGUGCAUUGCUAAAUUUGGUGGUAUUUCAAGACUGAAACACAGUGAUCUCAUCCUGCUUGCUCUAAUGGAAUCUGAUCUUCAUCAGGUGAUCAGAUUGAUUGAGCAAACAUCAGAAAAUGGUUGGUUUGCAGCUCAUCUUACUAAUCUACUUCAUCAUUGUGGUUGUCUUAAGAUUCUUGACAGUCAGCAAGGGAACCAGUCGGUGAGUCUGGCCACAAACUUACAUGAGCAACUACUUCUCAACUAUGGGACACUCCUGAUGUCUCAUCGCUCUCUUUGGCAAGUUGGCAUCAGUUACCUAGAUCACUGUUCAGCAGAAGGACGUGCCCACAUAGAAGUUCUCCUUCCCACGUUGCCUCUUGGUUCAGAGGCACGAGCACUCAAAAUUAUUCAAGUGGCUCGUGACAGGGAUUUGCAUAACAUUGUUGCAAGCACCUCCAAGAUUAUGGGAAUGCGAUCCUAUCAACAGCGUCGUUUGGGCAAUGCACUAACGUGGGCACUGCGGUCACAAGAUGCUGGCUUCGCUACAUACCUGGCUAAUAAGUUCCUUGAAUUAUAUAGCAGAGAAGGAAAGUUCCAUUCGUUGGAUCUACUUGACAACCUUGGCUCUUGUAUGCUUGUCAGUGAUAGACUCACAUUUUUGGGGAAGUACUGUGAAUUUCAUCAGCUUUAUCAUGCCGGAGAGUUUCGAGAUGCAGCUGCGUUACUUGUGUCACUUCUUGCUUCCAGACUAGCUCCUAAAAGCUUUUGGAUGACUCUUCUGACAGACGCAUUGCCACUUCUAGAAUCAAAUGACAUUGUUCUUACCUCUGAAGACACAUAUGAAUUACUGAACAGCAUGGAGGAGCUUCUUGGAGAGGGACAGAUUCCAGACUUUGGAGACACACCAGGAAGCAACAAAUUGACGACAGUACAAGACCAGUCAGUUGAUACAAACAGUGUCGUGGAAGAAAAGGUGAAGUUGAUCCGAUUGGCUUUGGCACGCAACUUAGCGAGGUCUCUCAAUCAUGAAGGAUGCCUUGUGGAUUGAACACAUGCAUUUGCGUCCACCAGUCAUGAAUGUCAAGAAAGAGACUCUUAAGCCGGGGGGGAAAAGAAAGAAAGAAAGACACCAAAAGUUUCAGAAAUAAUUUCAAUAUAUUUCUGGUAAUCAUAUAGUACAAUGCUUUUACAGAAAUUGAUGUUCUAUAUAGCAUUACUGUUUGAUAUUGUACUUUUCAGCCUCUGAUUACAGAAAUAAAAUAAUCAUAACUUUU
Zootermopsis nevadensis is the source of this 2605-nucleotide messenger RNA. RefSeq names its product nuclear pore complex protein Nup75 (gene Nup75). Gene Ontology annotation, molecular function: structural constituent of nuclear pore. Gene Ontology annotation, cellular component: nuclear pore outer ring. The record is from RefSeq and is a predicted model, not a curated record. Gene Ontology annotation, biological process: positive regulation of DNA-templated transcription; protein import into nucleus; mRNA export from nucleus. Lineage: Eukaryota; Metazoa; Arthropoda; Insecta; Blattodea; Termopsidae.